Salvelinus namaycush (lake trout) is the source of this 1735-nucleotide messenger RNA. Its product is annotated as double C2-like domain-containing protein beta. NCBI's taxonomy places the organism in Eukaryota, Metazoa, Chordata, Actinopteri, Salmoniformes, Salmonidae. Gene Ontology annotation, cellular component: membrane. The transcript is spliced from 11 exons. The record is from RefSeq and is a predicted model, not a curated record. The coding region runs from base 11 to 1102 and encodes 363 amino acids.
GACCGCAUGCAUGACACAACGCAAAGGCGAGAAGACCACCAUCAGCAUCCAGGAGCACAUGGCCAUUGACGUGUGCCCUGGCCCCAUCCAGCCCAUCAAGCAGAUCUCUGACUACUUCCCCCGCUACCCGCGGGCCGGGCCGGCUCGCUGCGCUCCUCCUCCGCCAGCCACAACUCUGGGGAUGACCCGGCCCGAGGAGGAACCGGACGUGGAGGGCUAUGACUCGGACGACUCAACUACGUUGGGGACCCUGGACUUCAGUUUACUGUAUGACCAGGAAAACAACGCUUUGCACUGUACCAUCAACAAAGCCAAGGGGCUAAAACCCAUGGACCACAACGGGCUCUCAGAUCCGUAUGUCAAACUGCACCUACUGCCUGGGGCCAGUAAGGCCAAUAAGCUUCGCACCAAGACCCUGCGCAACACCCUCAACCCCAUCUGGAGCGAGACCCUGACCUACUAUGGCAUCACCGAUGAGGAUAUGGUCCGCAAAACACUCAGGAUUUCAGUGUGUGAUGAGGACAAGUUCCGCCACAAUGAGUUCAUCGGAGAGACACGCAUCCCCCUCAAGAAACUCAAGCCCAACCAGACCAAGAACUUCUACAACUGCUUGGAGAAACAGCUACCUAUCGACAAAACAGAUGACAAGUCCCUGGAGGAGCGAGGGCGUAUCAUGAUCUCCCUCAAGUAUAGUUCCCAGAAGUCUGGCCUGGUGGUGGGCAUCGUCCGCUGUGCCCACCUCGCCGCCAUGGACGCCAACGGCUUCUCAGAUCCCUACGUCAAAACGUACCUGAAGCCUGACGAAAACAAAAAGUCAAAGCACAAGACUGCUGUGAAGAAGAAGACCCUCAACCCAGAGUUUAACGAGGAGUUCUUCUACGAAAUCAAAUACGCCGAUCUCAGCAAGAAGACACUGGAGGUGACCGUCUGGGAUUACGACAUUGGCAAGUCCAACGAUUUUAUAGGUGGCGUAUCCCUGGGCAUCAGCGCCAAUGGGGAGAGGCUCAAACACUGGUUCGACUGUCUCAAAAACAAGGACAAGAAAAUUGAGCGCUGGCACACGCUGACCAACGAACUUCCUGGUACAACAUUCAACGACUAAUGGCCCAUCCCCAAACCCUACACAUUUGCAAGUAAGGCACCUCCCAUACUUGCUGUGGACAGGAGUUCAGCCUUGAUCGACCAAUUUACCAAAUCACACUCCAGCUUUCCCGUUUCCGGAGACAUUUACCAAAUCACAGCUCUUGUUUUCUGUAUUUCUCUCCCAAGGUUUUGAGCUCACCCAUUAUCUUCUAUCCCCUUCUGAUAAUGUGCUGUCUUUAGGGCUUAUUUGAUGAUACUGCACCUGCAGCUGUCCACAAAAGAACGGUUUGGCAGUGUUGAGAAAGAGUCUGAUGUAUGUCCCAACAAAACCAUAAGUGCGCAACACAUGGGAAACAAAAGGUUUGCUGCACAAAACUAGAGAUGCGAUUAUAUUUUAAUUGUUUGCUGUCCAGAGAUGCAUAUUCACUAGGUUUACUGGAAAAUCUACUGGCAGAUAUGGGGAGUGUGCACUUUGUUGAAAUGACAGGAGAAAAGUGUGGAUUAUUUACUUCAGACACUGCUCUUAAAAGCAUGUAAUGUUUACAAGUCUAGGACGCAGCUCCACACACCUAUGCUGUUCCUCUCAAGUUCGUCUUUGCAGGGGAAAGGGGGAAAAAGACACACGUAAUGUGUUUUAUAUAGACAGUCUACU